AUGUCAUCAAUAAUAUCUUCCACAAUCAGAGCAGAGGAGGAGAAAUCGUCGGAAUGGUUAUCUCUGAUUUCGUCGCUUCCGGAGGACGUCCUCGUUGACAUCAUAGCGCGUGUACCGAGAUGCGACUAUCCAACACUCUCCCUCGUCUCGAAGCAGUUCCGAUCACUCGUUGCGUCUCCUGGGCUAUACGUGAGUCGAUCACUGCUAGGUUGCACCGAGCACUAUCUCUAUGUUGUCCUCUAUAACAGAGUACCCGGUGGUGAAGGCUGGUACCUUCUCAGCCGGAAAGCCAACGGCAAUAGACGCUUGGUCCUUAUCCCAUGGCUUCCUGCUAACUGCAUCACAAGCUUUGUCGCCGUGGGCUCCAAGAUAUAUGGGUUUGGUAGACUUAGUUAUCAUAAAAAGCAACGGCAGGCAGCGUAUGCCUUAAGCAUCGAUUGUGGAUCUCACACGGUGCAACCUAUCCCGAGCAUGCGUAUACCCUUGUAUGACACAGUCGCUGACAUCAUCGACGGGAGAAUCUACGUAGUUGGAAAUUUCGGUUACCAUCACAGGAUGAAGGUGAUGGUGGUGUUCAAUACAGAAACACAAAGGUGGGGGGAGCCUGCGAUGAUAGAUCCAGGCAUUGAGCUAGGUGACACGUGGACUGCUUGUGUGGUGAUGGCUGGUAAGAUGUACACGAGGGAUUCCAAUAACAGCUUUGUUUACGAGCCAAAGGAAGAUGAAUGGGAAAGAGACGAGAUGCUGAAUUUAAAGAAGUGGGUGAACGCGUGUGUCGUCGAUGACGUAUUGUACUACUUCGAUAGGGCUGAGAACAUCAUAAAAACGUAUGAUCCAAAGCAGAGAUAUUGGGGAGUGGUGAAAGGUGUGGAUGAAUUGUUGGCUAAGACGAGACUUGCAUGGUGGUCAAAGACUACGACUCAAGAUCUCUCCUUCAUAUGA
Molecule: messenger RNA, 942 nt
Organism: Thlaspi arvense
Lineage: Eukaryota; Viridiplantae; Streptophyta; Magnoliopsida; Brassicales; Brassicaceae
Source: the annotation of a GenBank genome assembly